CUUUAACCCAGUUCUGUUGUUUAAUGUUAUUUUGCAAUUGUGGAGAAAGACCUUCAUUAGAAAUCACUUAAUCCGCUUGAUUUCGAAUCCAUUACCAGGAAACAACUUCUGCAAUAAAUUUUAUUUGAUUUACGCAAAAGCACUUAAGUUCUUAAUUUAAGCUAAAGGAGACAUAAACUAAUUUGACGAGUGACCAAUAAAUAAAAUGCCCAUUAAAACAUUUAUUUAUUGGUUUCCAAGCGAAGCUUGAAAUCUUAAUCUACAAUAAAGAUUUACUUGAAUUACAGUAUAAUUUAAUGAACUAAUAUAACUAAUGACUUAUCAAUAAAACUGAGUGUGUCGGAGAUCAAGGAAAGUGGUAGUUGGUUUUUCAACUCAAGUAAAGUAUUCAAAGGUCUGCUAAGCUAUGUGACUAGUUUAAUUGGUGGAUUUAAUUUAUAGUCACAGGGAUGGACUUUGAUUAGUUUAAAAUCAGUGCUAAUCUUCACUGAAUUUAUGUUUUGAAGAUUACAACUUGAGGUCAAGGGGGUGCCAUUCUGAAAAUGAUACAACUUGGUUUCAGUUGAUUUGCAAGCAUCUGGAAAAUGAGCCAGCAAUGAAUCACAGUUUUCACAACGUGUGUUUGUAAUUAAUAACAUUUCACAUUUUUUCUUUUUCCGGCUGAGCAGAGCAACAACCAGUUGUUAUUAUUUAUUUUUUUUUUUAUGCGGAGAGUUGAGUUGGGCGAAUCAAUUGGCCUGGCAACAUGUUGGAUUGUUUGUUUACCCGCCGAGCGAAUGUUGCCAAGGUGGAUCCCCUUGGGUUGUGUGGAAUCAAAAUCGAAAUCAAAAUCGUUAUAACGACAAAACAUCUUCUUCAGUUGCCGCUGGGGGCCGGCGGCUUUGACAUCUCGUGCGUAAGUGAUUCCAAAGUCAAGACCAUUGCGAUCCGGACCCACGGCUUAUCAUCGACUGGCCAGUGACGAAGGCAGUCAGGUUAUCGGUGGGUUGAUGUAGCCAACACUGUGCCCCAGUGAUUCAAUUCCCUCGAAAGUAUUGUACGAGGAGUGCUGAUUAUUUCGAAUAUAUGUCGUGUGGGCAAGUGUCGAAUUUCUCGCGUUCACAGAAGGUUUCUUUGUUGCCGUCAAUCGGGACUGACAUCAGUCAACAAUUGUGCUUCGCACCGAUCGCAUCCGUCGAGCCAUAGAUCCCAUAUAUUUAUUGUAUAAUAUUAGUACGAGUAUAGCCGCUUAGUUUAGUCGUAAAAUCGCUGAAAUAAUGUCGGCGAAAUUGCUAAUUGUGGCGCUUAGUUUGUGCCUACUGCAGUCGGGGCUCGUCGCGGGUAUAUCAUUAUCACUCGGAGAUAUAACCCUUUUCAAUGUUAACUUCAAAACGCCAACCUUUUUGGGAAGAUCCGUGGCGGUGGACAGCAAUGUGCGGCUGGAGAACGAUGUGGAUCCCAAUAUUCAGGAGGAUUCACACUUGAAUACGUACAGUCUGAUAAAAAAGUACGGCUACCCGGCGGAGAAUCACACGUUGGAGACGGAUGAUGGAUACAUCCUCACCCUGCACAGGAUCGCCAGACCGGGAGCAACGCCAGUGCUACUGGUGCACGGCCUACUGGAUAGCUCAGCCACUUGGGUGAUGAUGGGACCGAACAAGGGACUUGGUUACCUGCUCUACGAUCAGGGGUACGAUGUCUGGAUGGCCAAUGUUCGUGGCAAUACGUACUCGAGAAAGCACGUUAAGUAUAGCACCCACCAUGCCAAGUUCUGGGACUUUACAUUCCAUGAGAUGGGAAAGCAUGAUAUACCCGCCACGAUCGACUACAUCCUCAAUUCCACGGGCGUCAGCCAAUUGCACUACAUUGGCCACUCCCAGGGAACCGUUGUGUUCUGGAUCAUGGCCAGCGAGAAGCCCGAGUAUAUGGACAAGGUCAUUCUGAUGCAGGGAUUGGCCCCGGUGGCAUUCCUGAAGCACUGCCGCAGUCCGGUGGUCAACUUUCUGGCCGAGUGGCACCUAUCGGUGAGCUUGGUCCUAAAGUUGAUUGGCGUUCACGAGUUUCUGCCCAAGAGUGAGUUCAUCAGCAUGUUCAACCGGAUCAUCUGCGACGAGACCACCAUUACGAAGGAGAUCUGUUCGAACGUCAUCUUCCUGACCACUGGAUUCGACAAGCUCCAGCUGAACGAGACUAUGCUGCCGGUGAUCGUGGGUCAUUCUCCGGCCGGAGCCUCCACCAAGCAGAUGCAGCACUUUGGACAACUCAACAGAUCUGGAGGUUUCCGGCAGUAUGAUCACGGAUGGCUCAGGAACCACUGGAUCUACGGCACCAUUGACCCGCCAUCCUACCACCUGGAGAAUGUCCGGGCCAAGGUGGCACUAUAUUAUGGCCAAAACGAUUGGUUGGCCCCGCCGGAGGAUGUGGAAAUGCUGCACCACAAGCUGCCCAAUGUGGUGGAGAAAUAUCUGGUGGAGGACAAGGAGUUCAACCACUUGGAUUUCAUAUGGGGCAUCGAUGCUCGGGAACUUUUGUGGGACCGAAUGCUGGAAAUAAUGCGAAAUCAUGAGAAUUCAGUUAUCUAAAGGGAAAUAGGAGUAUGCUUAAAAUUUAGUUAUUCACAGUAUAAUAUAUUUAGUUUGGUUAGGUAUUUAUUGUUUAGUAGAAACUAAGACGAUUUUACAAUGAUAAAAGCCAAUAAAACAAAUUAUAAUUAAUACAUUUUCAUUGCAA
Molecule: messenger RNA, 2709 nt
Organism: Drosophila mauritiana
Lineage: Eukaryota; Metazoa; Arthropoda; Insecta; Diptera; Drosophilidae
Product: lipase 3
Exons: 4
Coding region: 1257-2561 (434 amino acids)
Molecular function (GO): hydrolase activity, acting on ester bonds
Source: RefSeq, a predicted model, not a curated record